Stylonychia lemnae is the source of this 2628-nucleotide messenger RNA. The record is from the annotation of a GenBank genome assembly. NCBI's taxonomy places the organism in Eukaryota, Ciliophora, Spirotrichea, Sporadotrichida, Oxytrichidae.
AUGCAAGUGCCUAUAUUGUUUUCUUACUCAUAGAUGACUGCCUUCCGAUGGAUAAAGACAUUUAAAUUGAAUAGUUUCUAAGCUUAAGCACUCUAGUUAAGUAAGGAUGAAAAAUACUUAGUUGGAUUUAUCUCAAACUCUCCAGUGAAAGAUUAUUAUUUAUCGAUUCAUGAUGCCACUUCAGGGGAGAUCUUAACUAUGUAUUAGUUAACUUCUAUUCCUUUGAAUCUUAAGCUCAUGACUAGUAAUAACUUUGUAUUUACAAAUGAUGGUAGAAUUUUCAUGCUAAUGCAUAAUGAAUAUAUCUUAGUCGAAUUUAAAUACCAAGGUGGUAGCUUGUCUAUCAUUAAAGUUAUAAAGCUAAUUCUAAUGGGGGAUCAAGUUUACUCUAGCACAAAUUAAUAUUCUACCUUGAUAGCAGAUCCCUUAGGAUAAAAUUUAAUCUCAAAUUUCGGAGGAUUUUCUCAAUCAGCAUAAUCUUAUUUGCUUGUUAAAAGUUGGAAUAUUCAAAGUGGAUUAUCUUCUCAAGUAUAGUAUUAGUUAAAAUUAUCUUUUCCAAUAUCAUUCAAUCAUUCAAGCUACGACGAUAAAAAUAAUAUUAUGUUUUCUUGUGGUACUCAUGCUACUUAUCCUUAUAUUCUAGUUUCAGAUUUUGAUAAUGCUAAUUUCCAAACAUUAUAAUUCAAUCCUUAUAGACCCACACAAACCUAUCCUGGUACAUUUUUAGCUGAAGGAUGUAAAGCUAUCCUUUCUAAGAAUAAAGUUGUAUAUCUACUUUUUCAAAAUCAUUUCGUUGCAGGAAUGUCUGAAAUUAAUUCAUUAAAAAUAUUUGCUGGAGUAAUACUGGGUCCGGAUCUUGCCUAUUUUGUUGGUCACACAAAUAAGCCUCCAAUUAGUGCAUCAGAAACCACUUAAAACUUAGGAAUCCUACUUAGUCAUGAUAAUCAUUAAUAGUGUUUAAAUAUUGUACCAGAUCUUGCCUUAGGGAUAUAGACUGAAUCUACUCUAAUUAUGCAAAGAAUUGAUGGUAUCAGUGUUUAGUUUUCAGAUUCAGCUAUAGGAUUUUAUGCUUAUAACCCUCUAUCAAUUUAAAGCUGUGGAAUUACAUAGACAGGCAUUGUGAGUCUUCAAUAAGUAGAAAGCUAUUCAUAUGUCCUUGGUUCAGGAAUAUAAUUCUUUCAAAUGCCUUCAUAUAUAUUCCAGCCUAACUGUGAUAACUAUGUUGUCACAACAAACCUAGCUAGUAUAGAUAACAUGAUAUUGCCAUUCUUAUAAUACAAUGCUACCUAAAAUGGAAUGCUAAUCAAUACAAACGAUGAGGUUGAUUUAGGAGUAUAUAUUAUGAAUUAUACAGUCAAAGCUGAUACUAUUUUUGAUUAAAUUUAGUUUGAAAUCAAUGUAAUCAAGCCUUCUCCUACUGUCCAGAAUUGUUUGAAGCCAGUUAUUUAGAAAAAUAAAGCACAAAAAGUAAUUUUCAAUAAUGGUCCAAUAGUAACUGCAUCUUUUAAUGACAUUAUGAUGAAUGCUUAUGAGACAGCUAGUUAUUCUUUGCCUAGUGAAAUAGUUAAUAAUCCUGACUACAAUACAGAAAUAUCAUUUGACUCAGGAAAUACUUUCAUGAAGUACUCUGACUAAAUUCAGCUUAAUCCUUAGUAAAGUGAUGUAGGGAUCCACAGUAUAAAAUUGAAAUUGACAGACAAAAAAGAUAUUUAAAAGUUCACUGUCUACUUGAUUGGUGUCGAAGUCAAAGAUAUAAUGAAUCAAAUGUAAUUUUACAAACUUAAAGCCAUAAUCACUUAUAUUUCCUAGGAGGGUUUGAUAAGUGUGAAUUUCAAUGAAUCUAUGAAUGUAAAAAGUGAAAAUUUUACUUCAAUCGUCAAUACUUCAUCCCUUUUCUUAUCUAUUCUUAAUCAAUAUAAUGGAGACUCAUCUGAGUAAAACAUUCUUAAAUGGGAAUGUAAACAAGACAUUCUAAAAAUUGUAUUUGUUUCAAAUUAUCAAUUCAUCAGCAAAGAUCUUACUAAAGUAAUUCCACUCAACUACACUAUUUAAGCUGAGAUACCUCCUUAACUGCCAAAGUCAUGUAAUUCAUUAUGCUUAACAGUUAUUUUAGUACUUUACCAGAUGCUUGAUCAAUCAUCUUAAGCUGUUGCUGGGUCAAUAACAGCAGUUCUGAAAAAAGAAUCAACAGUAGACUUUCCUAAAUGGAUAUCUUUUAAUACUAUAAACUCAGACAUCAUUCAUAUUCCUAUAGAAGAACGUUAUUCAGCAAAUUUAGUAGAAAAUAUGGGAUAAAUGCUGAUUUUUCUAAUGAUUGCUUUGAUUUUUAUACCAAUCAUUCUACUAUUAGGUUAUCUUGGGAAAAAAUAUUAAUCGUAAAAACUUUUUUCUUAACUUUAAAGUGUGAGGAAAAUAUACUAGACAAUCUAUCACAAGAUUUUUUUCUCCGCCUUGAUCAGGCCAAUACUAAAAGGAUAUCUUAAAUUCAUUUUAGCAGCAUUUAUCACAGCCAAUCUUGUAAUUAUAUCUUGCAUUAAUGUCUUAGGUAAUGAGUUAGGAAGCUAAUAUGGCAAGCAAUAUGUAAAAGUUGAUGCCUGCUCUUGUACUUUCAUUUUUACCAUUCCUUGA